AGUGCCAGGAGAGGGCGAGGGGGACGAGUCGAUAGGGGCGGAGCUCCGCUUGAUUGACGGGGUGUGGGCGGAGACCACCGGCGCAAUCAGGACCAAUUAGGGUAGCGAUCAGCUUCCUCCGGCUGACCAAUGAAAGCGAAGCAGAGAGCUCGUCGCUUGGCCUGGGCCAAUGGAAAAGUCCUUUCCACGCCGGCGGGCUAAGGGGCGGGGGGAUAAGACUCCUCCCCGUCGUGACCCCUCCCCCAGGGGGAGGGGGCGCAGGCGGUGACUCCCGGGAGCCGAGGUGGGGGCCGGACUCCCUGUAGAGUCGGCGCGAGCGCGUGUGUGUAGAUGCGAGUGUGUGUCUGGGAGUGUUAGUGAGUGAGGGUGCGCUCGGCGAUGUGAGCGAGAGAGCCCCGGUCCCCGGCUCCUCGGCAGCAACUGCCACCGCCGCCUCGCCCUCACUCACUCCCGCGCCGAGCCCUCAGGAGCAGGGGUCGCAGGAGCGGGCGGCGCCUUCCGAGGCCUCCUCUGUCGUCGCACCCGCAGGGAAGGCUUACAAAUUGGAAGAUUAUUUUUAGACUACGUAGCCACAAGCAAUUUAACUGAAAUUAACUGCUUCCUUGCAAGUGGAAAGAAUUUCAUCAUUUUGGUAUAAACUGCAGAAUAAAACAUGCCAGCUUUAUCAGCAGGAUCUGGAAAUGAGACAGGUCUGUAUGAGCUGCUGACUGCACUGCCAGCCCAGCUGCAGCCACAUGUGGACAGCCAGGAAGACCUAACCUUCCUCUGGGAUAUGUUUGGUGAAAAAAGCCUUCAUUCACUGGUGAAGAUUCACGAAAAGUUACACUACUAUGAGAAACAGAAUCCUGUGCCCAUCCUCCAUGGUGCAGCAGCCUUGGCAAAUGAUCUAGCUGAAGAACUGCAGAGCAAGCAAUUGAACAGUGAGAUCCGAGAGCUGUUGAAAUUACUGUCAAAACCCAAUCUCCAGGCAUUACUCUCUGUACAUGACACUGUGGCCCAAAAGAACUAUGAUCCUGUUUUACCUCCUAUGCCUGAUGAUAUUGAUGAUGAAGAAGAUUCGGUAAAAAUAAUCAGACUGGUCAAAAACAGAGAACCAUUGGGAGCCACAAUUAAGAAGGAUGAACAUACUGGAGCAAUAGUUGUGGCUAGAAUUAUGAGAGGAGGUGCUGCGGAUAGAAGUGGUCUUAUUCAUGUUGGUGAUGAACUCAGGGAAGUAAAUGGAAUUCCAGUAGAAGAUAAGAGACCUGAGGAAAUAAUACAGAUUUUGGCUCAGUCUCAGGGAGCAAUUACAUUUAAAAUUAUACCAAGCAUCAAAGAAGAUGUGCCAUCUAAAGAAGGCAAGAUGUAUAUCAAAGCCCUAUUUGACUAUGAUCCUUAUGAGGAUAAAGCAAUUCCAUGUAAAGAAGCUGGGCUUUCUUUCAAAAAGGGAGAUAUCCUUCAAAUUAUGAGCCAAGAUGAUGCAACUUGGUGGCAAGCCAAACAUGAAGGUGAUGCCAAUCCUCGAGCAGGCUUGAUCCCUUCAAAACAUUUCCAGGAAAGGAGAUUUGCACUAAGGCGACCAGAAGUAUUAGUUCAGCCCCUGAAAGUUUCUAACCGGAAAUCAUCUGGAUUUAGAAGAAGCUUCCGUCUUAGUAGAAAAGAUAAGAAGACAAACAAGUCUAUGUAUGAAUGCAAGAAGAGUGAUCAGUAUGAUACAGCAGAUGUUCCAACAUAUGAAGAAGUUUCACCGUAUCGACGACAAAAUAAUGAGAAAUAUAGACUAGUUGUUUUGGUUGGACCCGUGGGAGUAGGAUUAAAUGAACUAAAACGAAAGUUGCUGAUCAGUGAUACACAACAUUAUGGUGUGACAGUGCCGCACACUACCAGAGCAAGAAGAAGCCAAGAAAGUGAUGGUGUUGAAUAUAUUUUCAUUUCCAAGCAUUUGUUUGAGACAGAUGUCCAAAAUAACAAGUUUAUUGAAUAUGGGGAAUAUAAAAACAACUACUAUGGCACAAGUAUAGACUCUGUUCGAUCUGUUCUGGCUAAAAACAAGGUUUGUUUGUUGGACGUUCAGCCUCAUACAGUGAAGCAUUUAAGAACACUAGAAUUUAAACCAUUUGUUAUAUUUAUAAAGCCUCCAUCCAUUGAGCGUCUAAGAGAGACAAGAAGAAAUGCAAAGAUUAUUUCAAGUCGAGAUGAUCAGGGAACGGCAAAACCCUUUACAGAAGACGACUUUCAAGAAAUGAUUAAAUCUGCACAGAUAAUGGAAAACCAAUAUGGCCAUCUUUUUGACAAAAUUAUAGUAAAUGAUGAUCUCACGGUGGCUUAUAAUGAGCUGAAAGCAACUUUUGACAAAUUGGAGACAGAUACCUAUUGGGUUCCAGUGAGCUGGUUACAUUCCUAAGACUGAAAGAAGAGAAUGUUUCAGAGUCUCUUUUAACAGGGUUAAUGAUUAAAAAGAAAGAAGUUACCUUUUUGGUGAAAGGGUUUUUAAAUUUCUGUCACUGAUAGGUGGUUGUUUUUAAAUCUAUGUCACUUAUGCAGUUACAAUUUUGAUGAAGUGGAAUGCUGUUAUUAUUUUGUUCUUUAAAGUCCUUUACCAUACUGAAGAUGUGCAAAUAAGAUCUAAAUUUAAUUUAAAUGGAAUUUUGCCCAAUUCUCUAUUCUAAGCUAAGCUUUGGAACAUCUGGUUGUCUUUAAUAUAGCUAUAUAUCCACAAUGAGGUUUAAACUUUUGUUUAAAAGAGAAGUCGCUAAAGACUUUAAUAUAUAUUGGAGAUCAGUGCUUCAAUAGUCUCAGAUGUGGUCACUGCCAUAAAGUUUGCAUGUUAGCAGUCAAAGGUAAUAUCAUUACUUUAAAUUGCAGUUCUUGAGACAGGCAGGACAGCUUAAGUUUUUCUGGAUAGAUCAUCACAGUUUUAACUGGACUAACUAUCAAGAUGAGUUCUCUUGCUGUCCCCUGAAAGUCUAACGUGGUUUUUUUGUUUGGUUGGUUUUUUGGUUUUUGUUUUUUACCUAUAGCAUAUAUUCACAGUGUGUCUAUUCAAACUCUUUCAUAAAUGAAUUGCCCAGUGAAUUAUAAAACAUAUUCUGAAAAGGGUUUGUGUGCUGUGAACACACUUGACAUGUCUUUGUAGGUGGUAUAACAAAAACUUUAAUAAGGGAAAAUAGAUUUUUAUUUUAAUAUUACAUAUGGAACUUUACAAAAUUUUCCUUGUGGCAAUUAUACUUUAUAAAUUCAGUGGUAUCUUCAGAUAAGUAACAACAAAAUAGUUUUGUUUUUUUUUUAAUCAUCUGCAAAAAUUUCUGGAGUCAUUUCAAAACAGAUUUAGUUAGUCACAGAUUUUUUUUCAAUAAGUGAUAGGAAAGUGUUUCACAUUUGAAAAGCAGAUAUAUACAAGUUACUGUUACAAAUACAGCAAAUAAGUGUUGCACUGAUUUAUUUAAAAUUAUAAGCAAUUUAUUGCCAUAUACUUGAAAAAUAUCCAAUUCUGUUAAAUUAUAAAAUUUCACAUUUAAUUUUAGCUUUUAUUAUAAUAUAGAGACAAAGAUCCACUUUUAAUAUCAACUAGAUUUCAUCAUCCUUCCAUUUCUAUAACAGUAAAUGACAUUCUUACAUUUCUGUAACAGUAAAUGAACAAAUUAUGUAUUUGUAAAUAUGAUUUUUCAUUUUUCUUGAUUUACUACUGACAUGCAAAAACUCAGUAAAAAGCUUUAAACAUAGCUAUUAGCUGCAUAAGUGAAUUGACCUUCUAGUUCAGAGUACAUAGACCUUGCUAACCAAAAAUCAUCACAGUUGUGACAUUCGGACAAGAAAUGAAUUAUUUUAUGUUCACAUGUAAAGAAUUUAGAUGUCUUGUUUAAUAAAAAAAAGAAUUUAGUGAAAUUUUAUAUAUUUAUGAAAGGGUUUAAAGGGAUAGUCGGGUUUUUUAAUUCCUUGUCACUAUAGUUAUUCAUAAAAUGGAUUAUAUGUGAAAGCAUAAAUUGAAAUGGUGGUUUUGUAAAUCAGGCUCAACAUUCCAUGUAUAUAUUUGACAAUGGUUCAUGUACAGAGGGAGGGAACCACCAGUUUGUUGUAUUUUCAGUGCAUAAUUAAGUGCCUGGUUUCCCUAUAUUUGUUUCAGGCUUACUAAGUGAAAAAGAAACUUAAGAUAUUUCAUUAAACUUGACAGAUAUUGUUUUUUACCACAGAUAGCUAGAACACAAAUUUUACUCAAAUCUUCAUAAUAAUUAGUGAGUACACUGUCAAAUUUUUAUUACAGUUUUUUAUUUCUGUUCCAGAUUCACAUAGUUAGUAACCUGUUAAUUUUAGGGAUGCCAAAUCUGAUGUUGCUCAAGUUGCCCUGACCGAUGGCCCUUGAAAGAAAUAUGAGUCAUGGAUAAAUAUUUUCUUUUUUGUACACUCGUGAAAAUGUCCUUUAAAUCAUGUGUAUCUAUAUAAAAAUAUGUAUUAUUUAGUGCUGUUUCUCAUCUCCUCAUCCUACGCUUCACCACUCCAAAAAACACCCUUUGACCUGGAAUAUCCAGAAAACUGAGACAAUAUUGGAUUUUUCAGAGUACCACUGUCUAAAUAAUUACCCUGAUUAUCCAAGUCACUCUCUGUAUGGACAAAGCCUUAAUUUAGUGCAGGCUCAAUUCUUUUGUUGUUGCUAAGAAAAUCAUCUUAUCAUAAAUCUGAAAAGAGUACUAUUAUUAUAUAGUUAAUUGAAAAUAAUAACUGCCACCACCCUCAAGGAUGUAUUCUGAUCUAUUUCAUUUUGGAUCAUACCUAGACAAUAUUUGUAUGUGAAGGUAGCCCAUCUCUAAUUUUAAUAAAUGAGGUGAUGGCAAUUUGAAAAGGUUUGCACUUGAAAAUGUCAGUUAGUGACACAGUUAAGCACACUUACUUUUAGGCUACAAUCCUUUAACUUAAAAACAGCUUUAAUUAAAACUUAAUCAGAAUUUGUUGGACCUAAGGACAGCUAGAGGGAUUUGCCAACAUCUUGUAGCAAGAGGCCGUUGAUUCUGUAGUUUGCCUCCUAACACGACAAUUGCUUUAUGAGCCUCACCGUAGCUCUUGGCAGUAGCUUAACAGACAUAUCCCAAUUCCCAGGCUGGAUUGUCAGCCAGCAUUGAGAGCAUAGGGAAUGUUAAAUUUUUAAAAGUCUGUGCAUUAAAAAGCCAAGUUGGAUAUAAAGACAAUCCAAGAUCAAGAUGGAAAAUCUACACUCCUCUGAUUGACAUACUGGAACUUGUUUGUUGUUGUUUAAGGAAGAAGAAGGGUGGGACUGAAAUGAAGUAGUCAAUAACUACCAUGAAUUUUCAUUUUUACUAGACAUUCUUUACUUAGAAUGUGUAUAUUAUGUCACACUCUCAUUACUGGCUCUGAAUAUGUAGCACUCAGAGUUUCUGCAGUAAAAAGUUGGCCCUAUUUUGUUCAGGCUUCUGAAAUAAAGUGUUUUGAAGUUAUUGAUUCACCAUGGCAGACUGAAAUAUACUUUUGCUGUGACAUUCAGCCACCCAUGAGAGUUCUUGGUAUCCGUAAGGCUGCCGUUCUUGAUACUGUGUCUUGAUCACGCUAGCAAGGACCUUCCCUUCUCUGAUCUGUAGUGCCGUCGUUACAAAAAACUUCCCCAAAAUAAAGACACUAGCAUUUAUUUUCUUUUUUAAAAACUAACAAGGUUUUAUAUAGAAAUGCAAAAGAAGACUUCAGUGUUAAAGUAUGUGCAGAAUGUGAUGUGUAGAGUUUGUUGAAAGCUGUUUGACUUGGUAUCUCACUAUACUUUGCCAUUUGCUGUCGCAGAGCAGACGUCACCAUUUUGUACUAUUGUAUCCAGCACCAUACUUGAACUUGCCAUCAAUUUCUUAGUUGAUGCCAUGCCUGAAAUAUAAAGUUACUUUCUUUCACUGAAGAAUAAAUUAUUGACACAACA
Messenger RNA from Antechinus flavipes (yellow-footed antechinus), 5890 nucleotides. It is a transcript of the gene MPP7, whose product is annotated as MAGUK p55 scaffold protein 7. The transcript has 17 exons. Lineage: Eukaryota; Metazoa; Chordata; Mammalia; Dasyuromorphia; Dasyuridae. Gene Ontology annotation, molecular function: protein binding. Gene Ontology annotation, biological process: protein localization to adherens junction. Gene Ontology annotation, cellular component: plasma membrane; cell-cell junction. The record is from RefSeq and is a predicted model, not a curated record. Bases 653 to 2383 code for a protein of 576 amino acids.